Thermothielavioides terrestris NRRL 8126 is the source of this 749-nucleotide messenger RNA. RefSeq lists its product as uncharacterized. Bases 34 to 312 code for a protein of 92 amino acids. The transcript has a single exon. Lineage: Eukaryota; Fungi; Ascomycota; Sordariomycetes; Sordariales; Chaetomiaceae. The record is from RefSeq and is a predicted model, not a curated record.
GCCCUCGGGUCCGUCCCGGGGGCCCUGGCGACGAUGCAGUUCAUCAAUCCGCCGCUGUUCUCCGGGCCGGUGCCGGCCAGCAAAAACCAGGUCCUCGUCAUCAGCAGCACGCUCAACAUCAAGUGGACGGACCCGCCGCCAGACAAGAAGCUGUCCGUGGUGCUCUAUCAGCUCAGCGCGAGCCAGGCCGCCGCCUUCAGCGGCUCGUUUGGGGAUGCCGACAGGACCUUUGAGUUUAUCACCCGUACGGCCUCUUCCCCCUCCCCCUUCCGCGCCUCGCUCCUCCGCUGCGCGUGUGCCCCCCCCGCCUGACCGCCCCUCACAGACGACCAAGUCAACGCGACGUCCUUCCCAUGGACCGUCGCGACCAACAAGGACCUCUCGUACUCGCCCUUGUUCUCCAUCGCCGUCUGGGCCGAGGGCGCCACGGUCACCGACUCGGCGACCGGCAUCCUGAACAUCACCCGACCCGAGACGAGCACGACGACCUCGGCCUCGUCAGCAUCCACUUCCACAACUGCUUCCGCAUCCUCAACAUCCUCCUCCCCACCCACCACCACCACCUCCCCCAGCAAAUCAGCAACAACCACCCCGACCGACAGCGCCGAAUCCUCCUCCCCGGACACCGCCACGGCCCAACCCCCCUCCUCACCAGCCCUCUCAACAGGCGGCGCCAUCGGCGUCGGCAUCGGCGUCGCCUUCGCCGUGGUCGCGCUGCUCGCCCUCGGCUGGUGCGCCGGCCGCCGCCU